This is a messenger RNA of Durusdinium trenchii, 537 nucleotides long. The record is from the annotation of a GenBank genome assembly. NCBI's taxonomy places the organism in Eukaryota, Dinophyceae, Suessiales, Symbiodiniaceae.
AUGGCGCAAACGCGCACUGAGUACUACUCCGGCAUUAUCGACUGCGCGAAAAAGAUUUGCCGGGAUGAAGGCGUUCGAGGUUUGUACAGAGGAAUCAGCGUGUCCCUGUGCAGCACAACGCCCUCAAUUGCCAUCAACUUCACAACAUUUGAUGAGUUCAAACGUCUUUUUGUCAAGCUUGGGUUGGAGCCUGGCUGCUUUAGCCUGACGUUCUGCGCUGGCGCUUGUGCAGGCAGCUUUGCGUCAAUUGCGAUGUUUCCCAUGGACCUGGUGCGGCGGCAAAUGCAAAUGGUUGGCGUUGGCGGCCGGCCUUUGGUCUACACCAACGUGUGGCAGGCAAUCCGCCACAUUUUCCUCACCGGUGUAUUGCGGAACCAAGGCUCACCAAUACGAUGGCUAUUCGGUUUUCGCGAGUUCUUCCGGGGCUUGGCACCAGAGUUAAUGAAAGUUGCGCCGCACAACGCGAUAAUGUUCUCGACCCAAAACCAUCUCAUCAGCAGGAAAUGGUUCGGAGAGGAGCUUCUCUACCCAGACUGA